Molecule: messenger RNA, 3219 nt
Organism: Nerophis ophidion (straightnose pipefish)
Lineage: Eukaryota; Metazoa; Chordata; Actinopteri; Syngnathiformes; Syngnathidae
Gene: gale
Product: UDP-galactose-4-epimerase
Exons: 11
Coding region: 155-1213 (352 amino acids)
Biological process (GO): beta-D-galactose catabolic process via UDP-galactose, Leloir pathway
Cellular component (GO): cytosol
Molecular function (GO): UDP-glucose 4-epimerase activity
Source: RefSeq, a predicted model, not a curated record
AUCUUAUUUAAGUACAUAACAACGGUCCACGUCAAACAGGAAGUAAAGUCACGGAGAAGGGCGCAGUGUUUUAGUUGAAUGAGCUGACAGCUACAGCUUCAUUUCUGCCCACCUACAACUUUCACCUACUUUCAGAGAAAUUUGGCAAAAGACAAUGGCAGACAAGGUGUUGGUCACAGGUGGAGGAGGCUACAUCGGGAGCCACUGUGUGCUGGAACUGAUUGAAGGAGGCUACACGCCCGUUGUGGUUGAUAAUUUCAGCAAUGCUGUUCGAGGAGAAGGAGAUGUGCCAGAGAGUAUACGUAGGAUAGAGAAGCUUCUGGACACCAGGAUUGAGUUUCAUGAACUUGAUCUUCUGGACAAGGCUGGCUUGAAAGCACUUUUCAAAAAGCAUUCUUUCAGUGCCGUGAUGCACUUUGCUGGCCUUAAAGCUGUUGGAGAAUCUGUGCAGCAGCCUUUGCACUACUACAGGGUCAACCUCAUUGCCUCCAUGAACCUGCUAGAGGUGAUGCAGGCUCACAGGGUGCACAAUCUGGUUUUCAGCAGCUCGGCCACAGUGUACGGAGACCCCCAGCGUCUGCCCAUCGACGAGCAGCACCCCGUUGGCGGCUGCACUAAUCCCUAUGGCAAGACCAAGUACUUUAUCGAGGAGAUAAUCAAGGACCACUGUAAGGCCGAAGAGGACUGGAAUGCAGUGUUGCUGCGAUAUUUUAAUCCCAUUGGUGCUCAUUCUUCUGGCCUCAUCGGAGAGGAUCCUCAGGGUAUCCCCAACAACCUACUACCAUACAUCGCCCAGGUUGCCGUCGGGAGAAGAAAGUUCCUCAGUGUAUUUGGGAACGACUAUGACACACUAGACGGGACAGGUGUGAGAGAUUAUAUUCAUGUGGUGGAUCUAGCAAAGGGACACAUUGCAGCACUGAAGAAGCUGAAGAACAGCUGCGGAUGCAAGGUUUAUAACCUCGGAACUGGAAUAGGCUACUCGGUCCUCCAGAUGGUAGAUGCUGUGAAGAAAGCAUCAGGGAAGGAAGUUGCCUACAAGAUCGCCCCUCGUCGAGAAGGAGACGUAGCAUCGUGCUACGCUGACCCUCGCCUGGCGGAGAAGGAGCUCGGCUGGAAGGCUGACUUUGAACUGGAGAGAAUGUGUGAAGAUCUGUGGCGCUGGCAGUCAAUGAACCCGACCGGAUUUUCCAAAACAGCAGCGUCUGGUUGCUAAGCCCAAAGCCCACAAUCAGUUUGUACAGUGUCAUGUUAAAAAAGCAUAAAGGGAAAUAAAAUGCUUUAUUUUUUACCUAUUUAACCCUUUAUUGGGUAAUGAACCAUAUUACAUAAGUGGGUGUCAAAAUAGACCACCUCCUAGAUUUUUAUACAAAUAAUCAAAAAAAUCAUGACAAUAAGGCCAAUCAUAUUUAGUAUUACUUUGACACAUGUGUAUGAUUAAAGAAAAAGGUAAUAAAUACGAGACUCCCCUAAGAAAUAGUUACUGUAGGUGCUGCAGGCUUUGGUGGAAAAAAAUGUAGUCGUGCAUAGGCACACUCAGGAAGGACAACGAAAGGAAGACUUCCCUGAUUGCAAUGUGCCAAACAAAAUAAUAGUCAUCGCCAUAGAAGUGAACUCAGACAUCACAAACAUGCUGAGAAAGGAAAGCAUUGGUUCGAGCCGCUCAACUACUGCAGCCAUCAUCAAGGAAAAAGUGCAUUUGUUAGACAUGAUAUCGUUUUUUUUAUGAAAUCAACAGUAAUAACUUUCUUUUUUAAUUGCUGUUUAUUUAAAAUUUUGAUUUGUAUAUUUACAUGAAUGUUUUUUAAUGUUCUCAAUGUCUUGUUUACAGUGUAAAUAUCUUAGGUUCUGACUUACACACAAAAAAAAUGCAUCUAAGGUAUUCAACUUGUUCGUAAAUCGAAGACUUCCUAUAGCAGGGGUAUUUAACAAAUAGGUUUUAGGGGCCAUAUUUCCAGUAGGCUAAGAACUGGGGUUCCGCACUUUAAACUGAACUCACGGGCACCCAGCUAAAUAGCCCAAAAGAUGAAAAAGAGAGAACCUAAAAUGGAACAAUUAGGAACACUACUCGUAUAACUAAUGCAGGCCAAUAAAUGAAUACUGACUGCAUCUCAAAUAAACUACGGCCACACCUUAGUUACCAUUUUUAUUUGUAAUGUUAAUCAUGUUACCGGUACUCCCAAAAAAGGGGUGUUUUAAAAAAACGCCUCCGUUAUGUGAAUCACAAGUUUGGACCCCAGUGUUCUAUGUUUGCUAGCAAAAUUAAAAUGUCAAUGCAAGGGUCUGACAAUGCAUACACGCUGACCCCCUACACCAGUGGUUCUCAACCUUUUUUCAGUGAUGUACCCCCUGUGAACAUUUUUUUAAUUCAAGUACCCCCUAAUCAGAGCAAAACAUUUUUGGUUGAAAAAAAGAAAUAAAGCAGUAAAAUACAGCAAUGUCAUCAGUUUCUGAUUUAUUAAAUUGUAUAGCAGUGCAAAAUAUUGCUCAUUUGAAGUGGUCUUUCUUGAACUAUUUAGGAAAAAAGAUAUAAAAAAUAACUAAAAACUUGUUGAAAAAUAAACAUGUGAUUCAAUUAUAAAUAAAGAUUUCUACACAUAGAAGUAAUCAUCAACUAAAACUGCCCUCUUUGGGGAUUGUAAUAGAGAUCCAUCUGGAUUCAUGAACUUAAUUCUAAGCAUUUCUUCACCAAAAAAAAAUCUUUAACAUCAAUAUUUAUGAAAAAAUCUAGCUGUCAACAUGAAUAUUGCAUUGUUGCAGUUCUUUUCACAGUUUAUGAACUUACAUUCAUGUUUUGUUAAAGUAUUAUUCAAUACAUAUUUUUAUAAAUUAUUUUUGAAUUGUUGAUAUUUUUAGAAUAUUUCAAAAAAAUCUCACGUACCCCUUGGCAUACCUUCAAUACCCACAGGGGUACGCGUACGCCCAUUUGAGAACCACUGCUCUACACAACAGGAGAAGUCUGGUGUUUUUUGGAAUUUGCUGCGAACAUGCCUGUGUCCCAAGUUUUUUACUGAACUCUUGGGGGUGGUAUGGUGUAAACCAGGGACAUAUUUGGCCCCCACCCUGCCAGUUGAAAAGCCAUUUCCUGCAGCUUAUCAUGUUUGUUAUCCUGACAUUUUUUAGAGUGUGAGUCUGCUUCCCCUAUAUUUACUAGUUGACAAAUAUAUUGAUUUCCACAAUUGUGAAAAUACACUGUAAAUUAAAUAAAGUAUGGUUUCAAAA